Oryza brachyantha (malo sina) is the source of this 1710-nucleotide messenger RNA. Its product is annotated as probable serine/threonine-protein kinase At1g09600. The record is from RefSeq and is a predicted model, not a curated record. Bases 1 to 1710 code for a protein of 569 amino acids. Gene Ontology annotation, molecular function: cyclin-dependent protein serine/threonine kinase activity; ATP binding; RNA polymerase II CTD heptapeptide repeat kinase activity. Gene Ontology annotation, biological process: protein phosphorylation; positive regulation of transcription elongation by RNA polymerase II. Gene Ontology annotation, cellular component: nucleus; cyclin-dependent protein kinase holoenzyme complex. Lineage: Eukaryota; Viridiplantae; Streptophyta; Magnoliopsida; Poales; Poaceae. The transcript has 8 exons.
AUGGGAUGCGCGCAGGGCAAGCCCACCACGGGCUCCCCGGCGGGCAGCGACGGCCGUGGCAUCGACCACCUCAUGCGCCAGAACCGCUACGUCCCGGCCUCCUCCUCCCGCCUCUCCGACCCACUCCCCGCCGCGAGGCUGCUGCCGGAGCAGCAGGACGCCGCCCGCGCCCGUCGUUGCGCCGUGGAGGAGGAGGCGACCGAGGAGCGGGACAGUGGCGGCAACGCGCGGCGGGAGGAGGAGCUGGUGGACGGCUGGCCGACGUGGCUGCUGGAAAACGUGCCCCGCGAGGCGCUGCAGGGCAUCGUGCCCAAGAGCGCCGACGCGUACGACAAGAUCGCCAAGGUGGGGCAGGGGACGUACAGCAACGUGUACAAGGCGCGGGAGCGGGGGACGGGGAGGGUGGUGGCGCUGAAGAAGGUGCGGUUCGACACGUCGGAGUCGGAGAGCGUGCGGUUCAUGGCGAGGGAGAUGAUGAUCCUCCGGCGGCUGGACCACCCGAACGUCAUCCGCCUCGACGGCAUCGCCACCUCCCGGAUGCACCGCAGCAUCUACCUCGUCUUCGACUUCAUGUACUCCGACCUCGCCCGCCUCGUCUGCCGUCCCGACGGCCGCCUCACCGAGCCCCAGAUAAAAUGUUACAUGCAGCAGCUCCUGGCGGGGCUGCAGCACUGCCACGAGCGCGGCAUCCUGCACCGCGACAUCAAGGGCUCCAACCUCCUCAUCGACCGCCAUGGCGUCCUCAAGAUCGGCGACUUCGGCCUCGCCAACUACUACGGCCCCGCCCGCCGCCGCCCGCUCACCAGCCGCGUCGUCACGCUCUGGUACCGCGCCCCGGAGCUCCUCCUCGGCGCCACCGACUACGGCGCCGGCGUCGACCUCUGGAGCGCCGGCUGCCUCCUCGCCGAGAUGUUCUCCGCCAAGCCGCUCAUGCCCGGCAGAACCGAGAUCGAGCAGCUGUCCAGGAUAUUCACCCUCUGCGGCUCGCCGCCGGACGACUACUGGAGGAAGAUGAAGCUGCCGUCGAGCUUCCGGCCGCCGAGGACGUACAAGCCGCCGAUGAUGGACAAGAUCGGCUUCCUGCCGCCGGCGGCCCUGGCCCUGCUCGCCACGCUCCUCGCGCUCGACCCCGCCGCCCGCGGCACCGCCGGCCAAGCCCUGCAGAGCAGCUUCUUCAGCACGCCGCCAUUGCCGUGCGAUCUCUCGUCGCUUCCGGUUGUGUACAAGGAGGAGGAGGAGGAGGAGGUCCCUGAUCCUGCUGCUUCCCGUGAUGGAAGGAAGCCCAAACUGAGAGAACGGUCUCAGAAGAGAAGGGACAGCAAGAAGAAAGCUGAGGAACAAAGUUCAUAUAAGGGACAAAAUCACAACAGUAAUUCCCCUAACAGAGAGGAGAAGGCUAUGGAGGAUACAACAAAAUCAGGCCAAAAAUCAACACGAUUUUCACAAGUUCAGGAGAUGUUACCACCAGAGGGGUCACCUGCAUCUCAGGCUCAGCAGGUGCCAAGGGCAAGCACCUACCACGCAGUCAUGUCUGAAGACCACCGCAGCAAUCCCAUGGCUGCUUUGGUACCGCGUGAUCACGACGAGCAAAAGACUAGCAGGAGGCAUGGCGGCCCGGAGAUCAGGUCGGCGUCCAUCUCGGAACACGAAGCGCUGUGGAGCGCAGGAGGCCCCUCGAACGCGAAGCAGAUUGUUGUGGAUCGCGUGUAG